ACUCCAGAAGUCCAGAAUCGAAUAAGUAAAAGACAAAAUCAAAAAUUCAGACCAAAAAAAAAAUCAGAGAAAUGAAAAGAGGCUGAGCAACAACUCACCUCACGGCGGCAAUGGGCCUCCUCGUCCACCUCCCCAACCUCGCCGGCGCCCGCCGCCCAUCGCCGUGCGGCGGCCACCGGAGGGCCCGCGGCGGCGCGCGGUUCUCGGUGUCCGCCGCGGCGCCCGGCGGGGGCGUCAAGGAGGAAGAGGAAGAGGAAGAGGAGGAGGAGGAGAAGGGGACGAGGGGGAAGGAGAGAAUAGUGAUUCGGGUGUCGGACCCGGUGCGGGAGAGGCGGCUCCCGCCGCCGCUCUUCUCGUCCCCGGACGCCCCCUCGCCGGCGGCGGGGCGGCGGCGGAGGAAGGGGGAGGACGAGGACGACGGGGAGGACCGGCGGCGGCGGUACCACGUCAACGUCGGGGACGCCAUCCGGGCGCUGCGGGAGGAGCUCCCCGCCGCGUUCUACCGGGAGCCCAGCUUCCAUAUCUACAGAGAUGAUAUUGUCUUCAAAGAUCCUAUCAAUAAUUUCACGGGUAUUGAUAACUACAAAAGGAUAUUCUGGGCUCUACGGUUUACUGGGCAAAUUUUCUUCAAAGCACUAUGGAUCGACAUUAUCAGCAUAUGGCAGCCUGUCGAGGAUGUAAUCAUGAUCCGCUGGAUUGUCCAUGGCAUUCCUAGAGUUCUCUCGGAUGGCCCUGGCAGAUUUGAAGGCACCUCAGAGUAUAAGUUUGACAAGAAUGGGAAGAUCUAUGAGCAUAAGGUUGAUAAUGUUGCCAAGAACACACCAACGAAAUUUAAGGUCUUGCCAGUCGUAGAGCUCAUCAGAUCACUUGGAUGCCCAUCUACUCCAAAACCAACAUAUUUUGAGACGUCGUCCCUACAGCUAAUAUCGCUCUUGCCAUUCUGGUUCAAAUUGACUUGGAUGAGAUGCUACUUGUCAUUGUACCUUAUCCUAGCAAAUUUAUCAAAAGGAUGAGGAUCGAUGGUUGAGGUCCAACCCAAUGCCUCUAAAUUUUGCCCUUCCAUUGUAUGGUAGUGUAUACCUUUGAGCAGCUCGCCAAUACCUACAUGUAAACGAUUUUGUUUGUGUACAGCUCAAAGUUUCUGUCUAGGAAUGUAGGCAUAGCUGAAGUUAUUCCAAGAUCUUGGCUGAGUUUUGUAAGCUGUAUAUUGCCCCCUACCUGGGUAUGUAAUCAACAGACGAGGCAAGUAAGGAAAUCUUACAUGCUUGCACGUUGCCUGAUACUGAACUUUUUGCUAUCGAAUUGCAAAAGGUUUUAUACCAAACCAAUUAAGUGCUUGGGCUGUGUUCCUGUGAAUGAUCUGAAGAUAUUUUGGGUAUUAUGAUCAAUGAGCAGUGAAGUUCAGUUACAGAUCUAAGAUGUCACUGUCCUUUUUUUGGUCUCAAGGAAGGGGUCAAGGAAAGCCUGCCUUUCCAUCACUGUCUGUCACUGGCGGAGAGUAUAGAAAGUCGUCAGCGGUUGCAUUAUCCAUAACUAUGAUCUUGUCUAAUGUCUAUGUCAGCCAGGAAGACUGGUUUGUAAUUUGUUACUUAUCUCUUGAAGCUUUGCAUGCAAAACUGGGUUGUACUUGAAACUUCUGAUAUUACAACUGAACCUUGCAAUCUUUA
Molecule: messenger RNA, 1667 nt
Organism: Oryza sativa Japonica Group (Japanese rice)
Lineage: Eukaryota; Viridiplantae; Streptophyta; Magnoliopsida; Poales; Poaceae
Source: RefSeq, a predicted model, not a curated record